AUGAGCUACCAGCAGUUCCUGGAGUCAACGGCGAAAUCUGCUCUAAAAACGCCCUCUCCGGGCUCUAUCCACCGUAAACCACCCAGCGCACUCGGCGCACCCAGCGCACCCAGCCCAUCGGCCGCAGCCUCCGGUUCACCGUCCAUACAUUCCAGCGUCACUCGAAACACAACAGUAAACUCGUCGAAGACUCCUUUUGUUCCCACGCCUCCGCCACGUUCUCCUGCCCGUGCGACUGCACCGACUACGCCGCCUCCAAGAAGCCACACGACUCGCACGCCAUUGACCAAGACCCAGAUCGACAGUGCCCUGAAAGCAUGUCUCGAUUUGCAAUACACAGCGACAUCCCUCCAUGCUAAGCGGCCUUUCGCAGCUCUCCUGCUUGCGCCCGAUAACACCACGAUUCUCUUGACGCAUUUCUCCAUUUCGCACUUCCAGCACGCCGAGACCGAACUUGCUCGAUUGGCCGCCACUCACUUUUCGCAAAAGUACCUCGCUUCAUGCACCCUGGUGUCGACAUGGGAGCCUUGCGCCAUGUGCACGGGGACGCUGUACUGGAGCAACAUCGGACGGGUGGUCUAUGCGGCCAGCGAGUCCAAGCUGCGAGAAUUGACGGGCGGGAACAAUGAGGAGAACAUGACAAUGUCGCUUCCCUGUCGGGAGGUGUUGAAGGGCGGCCAGAAAGAUGUCGAAGUGAUCGGGCCUGUCGGCGAGUGGGAGGAGAAGGUGGUGGAGCAGAGCGCGAAAUGGUGGAACGAGCAUCAGACGGAAGCGGAAGAGACGGUCAAGAGGGCGAGGGAGGAUAGUGUGAAUGGAAGCGAGAGGCCCGGAAGUCUGUCCAGCGUGCAGCAGAGCACACCGACGACCUGGACGGGCGAAGACAGCGUGCUGAGCAGCAUUGACGACGAGGGGGAAUAUAAAGCCGAGUUGGAUAUUGACUGGAUGAGGUAG
Messenger RNA from Capronia epimyces CBS 606.96, 951 nucleotides. RefSeq lists its product as uncharacterized. The record is from RefSeq and is a predicted model, not a curated record. NCBI's taxonomy places the organism in Eukaryota, Fungi, Ascomycota, Eurotiomycetes, Chaetothyriales, Herpotrichiellaceae. The transcript has a single exon. Gene Ontology annotation, molecular function: guanosine deaminase activity. Gene Ontology annotation, biological process: purine nucleoside catabolic process. The coding region runs from base 1 to 951 and encodes 316 amino acids.